AUGGGCUGGUUUGAUGGAAAAUCUUCAUCCUCGUCUUCCCAUCACUCUCAUUCCCGCCGACGUUCUUCCCCCUCACGACGUUCCACUUAUUCAACCCAUCAUCCUCGUCACUCUGCUCCCUCGAUUUUCAGUCUGAACGGCGGUGGUAGUCGUGUCGGACGCACCAGCCCGUCCGUGCUCUCUUCGUCCUCAUCGCGGCGCGCACGGCCCCGAACAGGCUUCGUACAGAAGGUGGUUCGCGCCAUCAAACGCUUGCUCCGUGACAUUUACGACUAUGCGCGUCGGAACCCGGUGAAGGUUCUCAUGCUGGUUGUCAUACCGCUCCUCACGAGUGGUGUCCUGCAGAAAUUGCUCGCCAUGAUCGGAAUUCGACUGCCAAAGGGGCUUUUUGGCGGGAACUCAUCGAAGCCCAGUGGCAACAGCAUGUCAGACAAUAUCAAGGGCCUCAUGAACAUUGCGAAAAUGCUGAUGUAACUACUGAGGCAUUGCUUUGUGGUCUGUAUUCCAGCGCUUCUGCACUUUGAUGUAUGAAUGGGAAUAUCAGCGAGAAUUAGUCAGAAAAGAUAGACACGACACGAUCAUGAUACGACAAUGACGAUACG
Messenger RNA from Aspergillus piperis CBS 112811, 602 nucleotides. RefSeq lists its product as uncharacterized. Lineage: Eukaryota; Fungi; Ascomycota; Eurotiomycetes; Eurotiales; Aspergillaceae. The transcript has a single exon. The record is from RefSeq and is a predicted model, not a curated record. Bases 1 to 474 code for a protein of 157 amino acids.